Messenger RNA from Linum tenue, 1680 nucleotides. Lineage: Eukaryota; Viridiplantae; Streptophyta; Magnoliopsida; Malpighiales; Linaceae. The record is from the annotation of a GenBank genome assembly.
AUGAAUUUCUUGGGCUGCCUUCUCUUCCUCCUCCUCAUUGCCUCAUUCUCCACCUUCUCCAAUGCCCUGACGGACUCGGAGGUCGCCUACAUCGCCCACCGUCAGCUCCUCACGUUCGAAGAGAGCGGGAAGGAUCAGAGCAACAACAAUGUGGACCCCAACCUCAAGUUCGAGAACUCGAGGAUCAAGAACGCCUACACCGCCCUCCAGGCGUGGAAGAAGGGCAUCUACUCCGACCCUUUCAACGUCACGGCCACCUGGGUGGGGCCCGAUGUCUGCAAGUACACGGGCAUAUAUUGUGCCCCGACGUUGGAUGACCCCAAACUGAACGUCGUAGCGGGGAUCGAUCUCAACCACCAGGAUAUCGCGGGGUACCUGCCCCAGGAGCUCGGCCUGCUCACUGACCUCGCGCUGUUCCACCUGAACUCCAACAGGUUCUGUGGCAUCAUCCCGAUGUCGUUCUGCAACAUGUCCAUCAUGUUCGAGUUUGACGUAAGCAACAACCGCCUCGUGGGGCCCUUCCCGCGGGCCCUGCUGUGCUGGAAGGAGAUCAAGUUCGUCGACAUCCGGUUCAACAACUUCGAGGGAUGUGUCCCGCCAGAGAUCUUCGGCAGGCCGCUCGACGCCCUGUUCUUGAACAACAACCGCUUCUCCUGCUCGAUCCCGCCGUCCCUCGGGAACUCCACCGUCAGCGUCGUCACCAUGGCCUACAACAACUUCAGCGGCUGCAUCCCUCACACCAUCGGGAUGAUGCCCAACAUCGAGGAGAUCAUGCUGGCCGGGAACAGCCUCGGCGGCUGCUUCCCCUCGGAGAUCGGCAACUUGAGGAACGUGACGGUGCUUGACGUAAGCGGCAGCGGGUUCGUGGGGUCCAUCCCACCCAGCUUUGCCGGGCUGAAGAGCGUCGAGAUGCUGGACAUUUCGUGCAACAGGAUGACGGGUUCGGUCCCCGAGGAGAUCUGCAAGCUGCCGGCGCUGAAGAACUUCACAUUCGCUUCGAAUUUCUUCAACGGAGCCGCCCCGGCUUGUAAAUCGAGCAAGGACGUCGUGAUCGACGACGGCAACAAUUGCUUGGCGGGGCGGCCGCUACAGAAGCCGCCUAAGGAUUGCGAUCCCAAGGUGGUGAAGCCGGUGGAUUGUAGCAAGGACGUUUGCAGCGCCGGUGGAGGACGAGCACCGCCCAAGACUGAAGAUUCGCAUAUGCCGGCAAGCGGCGGAAUGAGCCACCCUCCACCUCCGGCACCUGUUCAUUCCCCUCCACCGCCGGUUCACUCUCCACCACCACCCGCGCCAGUUCACUCCCCGCCUCCGCCUGUCCAAUCUCCGCCACCGCCUGCGCCGGUUCACUCCCCGCCUCCGCCUGUCCAAUCUCCGCCACCGCCUGCGCCGGUUCACUCCCCGCCUCCGCCUGUACAUUCUCCACCACCGCCUGCGCCGGUUCACUCCCCGCCACCGCCUGUCCAUUCUCCCCCACCGCCUGCGCCAGUUUACUCCCCACCUCCGCCUGUCCAUUCCCCGCCACCACCUCCGGUUCAAUCUCCACCACCGCCAGUACACUCCCCACCUCCACCGGUAGUCCAAAAGCCACCACCCAAGCCAGAGCAACCAGACGUCGUCCUUCCGCCGAACCUGGGUUACCAGUACUCCUCUCCUCCACCGCCGUUGUUCCCAGGCUAUUAA